Meloidogyne enterolobii is the source of this 209-nucleotide messenger RNA. The record is from the annotation of a GenBank genome assembly. Lineage: Eukaryota; Metazoa; Nematoda; Chromadorea; Rhabditida; Meloidogynidae.
UUUCUCAAAGAAUGGGCAUCAUAAAUUGGCAAGAAUUUAUGUUUAUUUUUUCGAUUUUUGAUUUUAUUUUUAAGAUUGGCCUAAACUUUGCUUGUCAUGUGCCGUAUUUCAUCCCACUACUACAACGAUUUGAAUUUGAAAAGCUGAUUUCUAUCAGCUUCUGGCUGAAGUUCUUCAAGCUCGCAUUUUUCGAAGAACGAAGAUGGUGA